This is a messenger RNA of Pomacea canaliculata, 2115 nucleotides long. RefSeq names its product G-protein coupled receptor GRL101-like. Gene Ontology annotation, biological process: G protein-coupled receptor signaling pathway. Gene Ontology annotation, cellular component: membrane. NCBI's taxonomy places the organism in Eukaryota, Metazoa, Mollusca, Gastropoda, Architaenioglossa, Ampullariidae. The record is from RefSeq and is a predicted model, not a curated record. The coding region runs from base 1 to 2115 and encodes 704 amino acids. The transcript has a single exon. Gene Ontology annotation, molecular function: protein binding; protein-hormone receptor activity; G protein-coupled receptor activity.
AUGAUCUUUAUGUUAUAUAUUUUCUCGUGUAAGUGCAUUUCUGAGAGCGAGAGGUGUGAUGGUAUAGAGCAGUGCGUCAACGGUGUGGACGAGGCAAAGUGCCUUCAAAGAGGCUUUACAACUGAAGGUAUCUUACCCCCGGCCAUCGUGGAUCUUGACAACUUAGGCCAGCUUGUAGUGAAACCUCUUGACUCGCCGGAGUCCACUGUAUGUCCAGACACUCAUUUCGAGUGUCCAGGUGUGGACUACUACUGUCUGCCGGUGUAUCUGCGGUGUAACGGCGUGUACGACUGUCCUGGCUACUCAGACGAAGAGGAUUGCGAUACGUACACGUGUCCUGGCUUGUACCGAUGCCGCGCCUCGCACGUCUGCCUUCAUCCUCACCACCUGUGCGACGGCUUCAACCAGUGUCCGCAGCACGACGAUGAGCUGACGUGUGGUCUCACCUGUCCACACUCUUGCACCUGUUUCGGGCUUUCAUUCAUUUGUACCAAGGCAGUUACGCUUCAUGAAUAUCCCUCCUUGCGAUAUCUCGAUGCAAAGGGAACAGGUAUGACUCCAGCAAGUGUGAAGAACAACAGCCUUCUUAUUCACCUCAGUCUUGAAAACUGUAACCUGGAGGAACUAGAAGAUUUUUCCCUACCUAACCUCUGUAUUCUUGACCUAACAGGAAAUAAUUUAAGUAUUAUCCACAGUGGACAGUUAAAAUAUUUGCCAAAUCUUAAAACUUUGAAACUCUCAGGUAAUCCUUUAGCAUCUAUUUUCCCGCGAAGGUCUGUAAUACCCACUUCACACACCCGACUUCGUUACCUAGACUUGUCUGAUGUACGGAUAAGUACACUUGAUCCAAGCAGUUUUAGCCCUUUUCCUAAUCUAGAAGUCCUUAAUUUGUCUAAGACCGGUGUGGACAUUGUGUCUGGGUAUGGUUUUCAACUGCUUUUAAACCUACGAUCUGUAGAUCUUCGUGGAUGUCCAGUACAAGUUUUUUCUCAUGACCUGCUUAGGGGCCUUAACCUUCUAGAAACUGUCUUCACAGACAACUACAAGCUCUGCUGCCCAGCCAUGCUACCAGAAAACUUUAAUCUGGUUAACUGCCAUUCCCCUCAUGAUGAAAUAUCAUCUUGUGAAGCGUUGCUGAGAUCUGAUUUCUACCGGGCACUACUGGUGGUAUUCGCUGCCAUGAGUUUACUGGGUAAUGUCUGUAGUUUUAUCUAUCGCGUCUUUCUGGAACGAAACUCUAGCCAGUUAGGGUUUGGUGUGUUUGUCAUACACCUAAACAUGUCUGACUUUAUUAUGGGAGUGUACCUGGUGAUGAUUGGCGUCGCUGACCGUGUGUAUCAGGGUUCGUACCUGUGGAACGACAGCACGUGGAAGAGAAGCGGUGCCUGUCAGAUGGCCGGCUUUCUGUCUCUACUGGCCAGCGAGGUGUCUGCUUUCAUCGUGUGCCUCAUCACACUGGAUCGUUUCCUCGUCCUUCGCUUUCCCUUCAUCGGCAUUCACUUUAACAAGAGGUCGGCUCACAUUGCCUGCAUGCUAGCGUGGGCAGUAGGGAUAACUCUAGCCUCGGUUCCUCUACUACCCAUGACGUCACACUGGCAGUUUUACGGCCAAACAGGAAUCUGUAUUCCCCUUCCUGUUACCCGUAAUAAUUACGCGGGCCAUGAUUACUCAUUUCACGUUUUGAUGGGUCUCAAUUUCGUACUGUUAAUGCUGAUAGGUAUUGGACAGGCUUUCAUUUUCUGGUCUAUUCGUACCAACAGCAUGUCUAUGUGCGACAGCACCAAGAGAUGCAAAGAUUUAACCAUAGCUCGCCGCCUGAUCAGCGUGGCUGUGACAGACUUCUUGUGUCGCUUUCCCAUCGGGCUUGUGGCCCUUCUGGCCUCUCAGGGCGUGUCCAUUCCUGGUGAGGUCAACGUGGCCAUGGCUAUCGUAGUUUUGCCGGUCAACUCGGCCUUGAACCCGUUUCUGUACACGCUCAACACCUUACAGGAGCGAAGACGACGUCAGAAGGAAGCCAGACGAAUGAAGCUUUAUUUGUCUCAAAGCAACACGACCUCGGUGAGGAUUGCAGAAUCUAACGCUGAUACCAAAAAUAUGACAAUAAAAAUUCGGUAA